Messenger RNA from Durusdinium trenchii, 4944 nucleotides. The record is from the annotation of a GenBank genome assembly. Lineage: Eukaryota; Dinophyceae; Suessiales; Symbiodiniaceae.
AUGCCGCUGGCCGCCCUUGACGGCAUCAGGGGAUGGUUGGUCUUGGAAAUGGCAGUAUCAUCUGAAGAUGAUCGAAGACUCAUCAAGGCCGCCACCAGGAACCGACUGGCCUAUAGCGAAAUCCGACAAGCCCUCCUUGGCCUGUUCGAAGAACGUCUUCAAGGCAAAGGCUCUGGAAAAGUUCCAGGUCAUGGCGGACUUCGUUCGAAUGGCUCUCAACGAGCCUACUACCAAGACUUUGAGACGGAAGAGACCUAUGACCAGAACGCCGAGCACUAUGGUUUCUACUCUGAGGAGCCCUACGGCCAGGACUACAUCGCAGAGAAUGACGAGGAGUGGCAAGGUGAAGAAAACUAUGAGGCUGAAGAGUGGGAGAACGAAGAAGAGAUGGAUGAAGAACUCCUUCGACUUCAUCAAGAACAAGAAGAGCACGAGAAGAACAAAAUGGAGUUGGAAGCAUUGCUUGGUGAGACCGACCGGAACCUCAUCGAGGCCAGAAAAGCAGUGGCAGCCGGCCAGAAGGAUCGCGGCUGGACAGGAACAGUUCAACAACGGCAACCACGGUCAACAACGACCUAUCCAUGGAAGGGAAAUCCAAAAGGCCGUGGAAAAGGAAAACCUCAGCAUCUUGGAAAAGCCCGUACCCAGGAAGGCAACUGGGUUCAGGGCGGAAAAGGAAAGACAAAGUUCACCUACGGCAACAACUACAGCAAGGGCAAGGGCAAGCACACGAAAGGCAAAGGCUAUGGUUCGAACUACAGUAUGGGCAUGAUGGAAGUGGAAGAAGAAUUCGAUGAUCAAGGCAUGUAUCCUUUGAUGAUGGCAGCAACGCCAGCUUCGAGGGAACCUUGCAAGCAAUCACGGUUGCCACCACACCAAUCCUUGGUGGACACCGGAGCUACUGCUACUGCCGGCGGAAAGCAAGCCGUGCAGGAUUUGUGCAAAGCACUUGUCUCGUCACGACCAAACCUUGAGGUCACCGUGUUUGAAACAGCGCGACCAUGGUUUCGAUUCGGAAAUGGCAAGUGGGGCAGAGCUUUGUACAAGGUCACCCUCAAGGACCCCUUCACAGAGGUUUCCAUGUCCAUCUAUGCACUUCCAGCUGUUGAUGUACCAGUUCUCACCGGUAUGAAAGAACUUCAGCAUCUCAACUGUGUCAUCAACUGCACCACCGGGCUCUACGACAUGGCGGAGCUGCCGCUGAAGGAAGAAAUUCGAAAGGCCGUGCGGGAGGUGGUCCAGGAAGAGAUUCAACAAGAGUACCAGUUGAUCAAGACUCCGAAGAGCAAGGCAAAGUCCGGCUAUGUCAAGCCGAACGACUUGGCGAAGAAUGCAACGUCCUCGGCAACUCCACCAGAAGCUGUGGCGAUCCACUCGGAGGACGACGACGACAGAUGGAAUCUCCCUGAGCUUCAGCACUUCAUCAAGCAGUACCAGAAGGAAUUUGGCCCGCUCUAUUUCACCCAGAUUGAUGGCUGCCAACAUGGUAUGAAAAGCCCUGAUGGACAAUUCAUCCAGAAAUCUUGGUUGGUGAUGAACAAUGAUCCUGAAUUUCAUGACCGUUGUGGCCGAAAGUGCGACCAAUCGCACACUCACCGACCAGGAGGGAUGAUCGGCAUGGGUUCCAAAGCUGUCUCCGAGACCGCCUUCUACCCGAAAUCCAUGGUGGAGGGCAUAGCUCGGCUUUGGAAAUCACAAUGGCAAAGAAACAUCAAAGCUUCACCAAAAGAAGUCUACAAGGCCAUCAUGGCGAUUGACAACGACAUGGAGCUUGAGAGAAAGGAGGACCGAACAGGUCAAGAAAGAAAGAGGACAAAAGGAGAAAGUGAGCUUCAGGCUGUACCAAAAGAAGAAAUAGAACAGACCAAGGCUAUGCUACAUCGACUCCAUCGAGCAGCCGGACACCCGAACAACCGCUCUUUGGCAAGGCUAUGUCAAGAUCGAGGUCUACCACCUUGGGUCACUCAAUUGGCCCUUGAGAUGAAAUGUCAGGCCUGUUUGGAGACGAAGAAGGGUGCUCAGAUGACAUUGCCCUCUUCGAUUGAAUCCCGUUCUCGCCCAUGGCAAAUGAUUGGAUUGGACACCUUUGAGCUGUACUUCCCAAAGCUCAAAACCAAGGCGAGAUACUUGUUGAUGACAUGCCUGACGAUGAGAUUCACCUCUGUUCACCUUCUAUGGCAAGGCGACGCAGCCGCGACAGGAACAGAAUCAGGACAGAAGCUCAUCCAUGCUUUUGUGGAAGGAUGGCUACUUCAUCGACCUCGACCUGAGUGGGUGAUGGUGGACGCUCAAACAUCCCUGGCGAAAGGCGACUUUGCAGCUUUCUGCCAGUCCAUUGGCAUUGGUGUGACUGCUGUACCUGGAGAAGCUCACUGGCAACAUGGCAGCACAGAGUCAAUGGUGAAGGCUCUCAAGAACACCAUGAAGAAGGUGAGAAGUGAGCAUUCAAGACUAAGUCCAAAGCUUGUGGCACUAUUGGCCUCCUCCGCACAGAAUCAUGGUGAUCGAGUUCGAGGAUACAGCCCUGUUCAAUGGGCAUACGGCUUAGAACCUGGAGCUUGGCAUUUGGAGCACGACCCUUUGGAGGUGAACACCAACAACGGCAUGAACACAGCCGAAUUCUGGAACCACGACCUGAAGGAGAACCUGAUCCUGGAGAAGAAGAACAAGCAGUCCCUCCGGAUGAAUGGCAUGGGCCUUCAGAAGGACAGAGUGCAGGUUCCCGAUCACGAUCAAGAUCGAGAGAAGAUCCCAUCCGCCACCACUAUACUCCCAGGUGGCCGCUGUGAGUUCACUGUGAGGCCUGGUGGACGAAAGAGGAAAGUGCAAAACUACAACCUUGACGAUGAAGAGGGCAAGGAAACUAUGACCAUGCAAGCUCUUUCGGAAGAAACUGGCAUGGACAUCUACCAGCUCUUCGACAUAAAGAAUGACAACAUGCCGCAUGACUACACCAUCUACAUGACACAGGAGAAAUUCUGUGGAGCUCUUCGACCAGUCACCAUAGAACAAGAAAGUCAAAGAAAGAUCACAGAUCGACUCAGCCCUGCAGAGACAACACAGGCCAGAGCACUGACCAUGAAGGCACAAUGGAGGGCCAUCCAAACGGCCCCACAGUUCUGCGCCCGCAUAGGCCUAUUGGCCUCAUCCUUGAAGGACCCCACCAUCAAGGAGCUCAAGGAGGCGAAUGCCAUCAUGAGAGAACUUCGAAAAACUUCCAAGGAAGACUUAGUGAUGCACUCCUUCAAUGCCUGCCGGAAGCGAAAGUUGAAAUGGAAUGAUUUGAUAGCUGUUCACUUUGCCGACGCUGGUUUGAACAACCGUCCAUGCGGCGGCGCUACAGGUGGACAUGUCUCCUGCCUCUCCGACCCUUCCGUUCUCACAGGAGCCGAAAGCAAGAUGUCGAUGAUCGACUGGAGAAGCUGGAAGCUGGAUCGUCCCAGCAAAGGCUCCAACGGGGCCGAAGGUCAAGCUAUCUACGAGGGCGAAGAUCGUGGAUGGCGUCUUCGUUUGUUUUGGGCACUCCUGAAUGGAGAAAAGCUGACGAGGCAAAAUUCCAACCUCUUGGCCAGCAUGACAGAGUCCCUCCUCGUGAUGGACAGCAGAGGAUGUGACUUGAACCUUGCCGACAGUUUGACGAAGGCCACGUAUGAAAGCUUCAAGAUCAUGGCCCUUUACCACACGAAGAAGACUUGGGCCGUACGUUUCAACCAGGAGUUUGUGAGCAAUCACAUGUUCGUGGGCAUCCAAGAUUUUAUGGCAGAGAACUUCUACACUCCAGCCUUUGACAACUACGCUGUCAUCACUGUGAUCUUUGGCAUCGCUGGUUUGGACACCUCGGGCAUUAAUGUUUAUGACCCAGGCGCUUUCAUUGGCACACCUAUUUUUGAUGACAGCUUUGACCUCACUACCAGUGAGGCGCAGACUGGAAUGCUUGAUAUUUGCUCAAAGUUGCGCACCAUCACCUGCGAUUUGGAGGGCUGCGACAACUCUGGCUAUGACACCUUCGUGAUGCAGACGACUGAGAGGACCGUGUCGUGCUUCUUGGAGGAUUUCCAGCAGUGGCUGGGCGGGCCAUUGCCGACCGGUGCCAACUUCACAACUCAGCUUCAAGCAUUUCGCAGUGCAGCGGACAAAGGUGCUGCCUUGAUCGGAACAUAUCGGAACGCUCUUCGGAGCGAGGACAUUGGCUUUAUUGACGGAGAGCUGAAGUAUGUCGCGCUUCACUUCCGGAGUGUGAUGAAGAAGCGGCUUCCGUUUUCCAUAGGCAUUUCAAUUGAAAAUGGUUUAUUGAAACUUGGCGAUUGCCUCUCAGGAGCUCUGCCAAGUAGUCUCAAGAGUAUGAAGUUCCAUGGCAACGGAGAGUUUCAGAGGUACGACAUGGGCGAAGAGUUGAUCAACGGACUAUUCUCGGGCAUUGCCAUUGCAAUGCCAAUUUCAUUUCUUGUUCUCUUGAGCUCAACACAGAACGUGGUUGUUGCAAUCUACGCCGUCCUCAGCGUUGGAGCCAUUGUUCUUUGUGUCUUGGGAUUCUGCAAGAGUGCCAUGGACUGGGAUCUUGGUGUCGGUGAAGCGAUUGCUGGUGUUAUCGUGAUCGGUUAUUCAGUGGAUUAUGUGGUCCAUUUGGCGCACAUGUAUAGCGAAGGAAUGCAUUUUGGCCACCAGACGCGUGAUGAACGUGCCAAGUUUGCAAUUCGCAACAUGGGCUCUACAAUCUUCGCAGGUGCUAUCACCACGAUGUUGGCGGGUGCCACCAUGUUUGUUUGUUGGUUCUAUUUCUUCAUCAAGAUGGCACUGCUCAUUUGCGUCACGAUUAUGUACUCCUUCCUAUUCUCAUUGGUGUUCUUCAUGUCGCUGCUGUGGACAGCAGGACAGCCUCACUGCACACCAUGGAUUGAAUGGAACGUACAUGCAAAAGGACCAAGAUCGGUCGGCCGACCGUAA